Linum tenue is the source of this 507-nucleotide messenger RNA. The record is from the annotation of a GenBank genome assembly. NCBI's taxonomy places the organism in Eukaryota, Viridiplantae, Streptophyta, Magnoliopsida, Malpighiales, Linaceae.
CUCACCCAGGCCCGCCGCCAGCAUCGCCCUCACAAACUGAUACCUAGACCCGCCGCCAGCAUCGCCCUCACCCAGAAGAAAAAACCUUCGCCACCCGCCGCCAGCAUCGCCUUCACCCAGCAGCGCUUCACCCUCCGCCGUCGCCGCCAGCAUCACCCUCACCCAGACCCGUCGCCGCCGUCAACCAGACCCCUCGCCCAGACUCGCCUUCACCCAGCAGCUCUUCACCCUCCGCCGUCGCCGCCAGCAUCACCCUCACCCAGACCCGUCGCCGUCGUCAACCAGACCCUCGCCCAGACUCGUCUCCACCACCAAGACCCGUCGCCGCCACCCAGAUCCGUCGCCGCCAGCAUCUUCGCCCAAGCCCAGAUCCGCCGCACUGUCGCCGAGGAGGAAGGAGAAGCCUCCAAAUCAUCGCCCGCCCCUAGCCCUCUGCUUCUGCUCAGACCCGCCGAAGGCAACAAUGAGCGAAAGAAGGGGCAAGGAAAAAUCGAGGGUUCUCGGACG